CAUAAAUAAACGAUUGGUUGCUGUGUCCUUGGAUGCGUCAUUUCUAAAGUUUUAGCCGUAUUUUCACAACGAUUUAGGAUAUUAUAUAAACAUGGCUUAUGUGUAUGCAACGCCAAACAUGAUGUAAAGUAAUAUCAGGACUGAUUUCGCGGUUUCGAUGCGAUAAACGAAUAGCGAAUUUCUCGUCUGCUCUUCUCAAAUAGGCAAUAAAAUUGAGUUGCCAAAAUUGAGCCAUCACUUCACUUCCAUUCCAACUUGGAGCAGAGGAGAAACUUGUUUGGGAGAAACAGUAACAAAAACAAUGGUAUGGGUGCAAACCAUAGUCUUCCUAGACAAGCUGGAAAGAAAGUAGCUUGGAGAAAGUUCAACAAGAUGAGACAAACAAAUCAAUAUUGUCAGAACAAAAACAUCAAUGGAAAUGGAAAUUGCUACUGUUUUGAGCAAAAUGUACAGAUUCUCAAAAUUAAUGCAAUUAUUGAAAAGAAAUUGACAGAGGUUGAAGAAUGCUCUGCUGUUCUAAAAUAUAAAACUCCACAUUUAAGGGCAUCAGCUACUUUAGAGGUUCCUCCUGUACCCUCAGGGGAAACAUGGCAGAUAGGCUGGAUCCAAGCUUGUACACACAUGGAAUUUGUCAACACAUAUGGCAGUGAAGGCUGCUCAAGUUGGGAGUUCCCAGAACUUACCUCUGGUGCCUAUAAAAUGAUCAGUGAUUCUGAUGGAAAAACAUUCCCAUGGUAUGGCUCAAGGAAUGAGUUGACCACGCUAGAAGGCCCAAUCCAAGAUUACAAGGUGAUCACAGUGUCAAUGAAUGACAAUUUUCAUCCUCAUGUUACAUGGACUGUACCAUACAAAACAGAUAUGAAUGGACCUCCUGGUCUUACACACAUUCAUCGUCAGCAGUCAUUCUAUACCUGGCUUGUUGCUAAGCGAGUCAACACGGGGCAAUAUUUUAUUCUGAAAACCAUAGAAUGGUCACUUGGAUUAGAAAUAGCUGUGUCGCCCGAGAGGCCAUUAGGGAGUCGUGCAACAGUGCUCACAGGAGCAGAUCCGGGACAACCAGUUAUACUAGACAAUAAUAUCUUAAUACCUUUAUAUGCGCUCACUGCUCCAAAUGCGAACAAUGCACAAAUGCUCAUCUGGAAACCAACUGUUGGGGAAUGGAAAAUCAUUGUUCCGCCAGUCAAGACUCGCUCAAGUGUAGCUAACCAGACUCGUGAUACCGCAUGCAGUGCAUAGUGCAUAUUAUACUAAUAGUAGUACAUAUUACAUAAAUUAUGACAGGAUAACAGGGGUAGACAUAUGAAUUAUGAAAAGGAGAUAUAGGAUGUCCUGAAUUUUGAAGGAUAUCAUUUUUAUCCAUGAGUGGAUAUUAAUCA
Owenia fusiformis is the source of this 1376-nucleotide messenger RNA. NCBI's taxonomy places the organism in Eukaryota, Metazoa, Annelida, Polychaeta, Sabellida, Oweniidae. The record is from the annotation of a GenBank genome assembly.